Molecule: messenger RNA, 409 nt
Organism: Staurois parvus
Lineage: Eukaryota; Metazoa; Chordata; Amphibia; Anura; Ranidae
Source: the annotation of a GenBank genome assembly
UGGUUACUGCGCAUGUACGAGGCUGUGGGUGCGCGUUACUGGGGAGAUUGUUGGCUAACAAAACAAACCAGAAGCCGCUGAGGAAGUCAGGAAGAGGAUGGCGAGCUACAAGGCUGGUGAUUCUAAAAGGGAACAAUUUAGAAGAUACUUGGAGAAGGCAGGAGUGCUCGACACGCUUACUAAAAUAUUGGUAGAGCUGUAUGAAGAACCAGAGAAGCCGAACAAUGCACUGGACUUUUUAAAACAGCACUUAGGUGCUGCAGGCCCAGAAACACCAGAUGUGGAAGCUUUGCGUUUGGAGGUCGCAGAACUGAAACAAAAGUAUGAAGCUGUUCUAGAGGAAAAUAAAGAACUGAAAGCAAAGCUUGCCCAACACGAACCUCCAACAGAUGAAAAACGAGCUGAAUGA